AUGUUCGGUCAGUGGUUAGUGAUGUUAGGUUGUGUAUUUACUUUUACUUCUGUAAUACAAUGUAUGUAGAUUCCUUAAUAUAAUAUUUAUUCGAGCAUGGUAGAUAAAAACUAUGAACUCGGUUACAGGCGAUGAUAUCAAUUGGGUGCUGCCGUACGAAAGAUCUACGAUUGAUGGUAUGUUAAAAGCAGUUGUGCUGUUCCUAAAAGUAAAUGCAUUCUCGUACAACACUGUCUCUAAUUCGGGUUGUUGCAGAUUGUAAGGUACGGUUUUACAAGCAACUUGUAGCUAGUGCUGUGUCACCAUCAGGAGGAAAGCCUGCUUACUUGCGCGAGUUUGCCCACAUUGCCGCCAUCGGUUGGACCAAUGAAGAUCAAAGUGUGCGAUGGUUGUGUGGAGGAUCGUUGAUCUGGGAAAACUUCAUUCUUACCGCGGCCCAUUGCGCAGCUGACGAUAACAAUGUUCCACCAGAUGUAGCUCGUAUGGGAGAUAUCAACAUCUACAGCGACGAAGACGAUGAGUUUGCGCAACAAUUGAAGAUAGUGGAUAUCAUUCGCCACCCAAUGCAUCGAUUUAGCUCGACGUAUUACGAUAUAGCGCUCAUGAAGCUGGAGCGAAAUGUCACCGUUCAUGACACGGUAGCACCGACCUGUCUUUGGCUAGACGAUGAGAUACGCUUCCCCGAGCUGUUGGCGGCUGGCUGGGGCAGAACAGGAUUCGGGGAGGAUACAACAAAGACCCUAUUGAAGGUGCAACUCGCUCCGAUCGACAACGAAAAGUGUUCGACAUACUACAACAAAGGCGAUCGUGUGCUGCGAGACGGCCUAAUGGAACAUCAGCUCUGUGCAGGAGACGAAAAGAUGGACACUUGCCCUGGAGACUCCGGUGGACCACUGCACGUAAAACUGUUCGAUGGUUGGAAAUUAACUCCAUUCCUGGUAGGAGUGACUUCAUUUGGGAAAGCCUGCGGUGUAUCAGCGCCCGGUGUAUACGUGAAGGUUUCGAAGUUCAGUGAUUGGAUCAUUGAAACACUUCAACAUCACGGUGAAAUGGCCACACGUUUCAUGUUUGAGCCGUUGGUUUGUGCUCGUCGUUAUAACAAUUUGCGCGAAUACAAAGAAAACUUGGUGUAUAAAGUGAAUUUACAGGAAUAUAUAGAGUGGUCGAACAUUUACGUCAGUAGCAGUACAAGCAAUUUUACCGUUAAAUUAAGUAGGCAGUACACAAAUGAUUCAGUUAGUAGCAAUUGCUCCGGAACACUGAUCGAACCGAAUGUUGUGUUAACUACAGCAGAAUGUGUUCUUGACGAGAGGCAAGUAUUCUUCUUGUUGUGGCAUUUGAAUGUUUAUUGUAUCAUUUAUUAUCAAUUACAGAGCAAAACCAACGCAUGUUGUACUGGCGAAUGGAAAAAUGAUCGAGGUGUCGGAAAUCAUCGUCCAUCCGUCGUACAAUUCUUCUAUUUCUCCGUUCUAUAACAAUAUCGCUGUCGUGAAGCUGACAUCGUUUGCUCCGAUUAUACCGUUUUGUGGAUGGUAUGGAGAUCCCAAACCAGGACGGAAGUUAUUAAUUACUGGACAACAACUUAUACCGAAUGAGGAAUCC
Messenger RNA from Anopheles coluzzii, 1602 nucleotides. RefSeq names its product serine protease snake-like. Gene Ontology annotation, molecular function: serine-type endopeptidase activity. The record is from RefSeq and is a predicted model, not a curated record. The coding region runs from base 213 to 1475 and encodes 420 amino acids. Lineage: Eukaryota; Metazoa; Arthropoda; Insecta; Diptera; Culicidae. Gene Ontology annotation, biological process: proteolysis. The transcript has 5 exons.